Messenger RNA from Halichondria panicea, 1720 nucleotides. RefSeq lists its product as uncharacterized. Bases 87 to 1607 code for a protein of 506 amino acids. The transcript has 2 exons. The record is from RefSeq and is a predicted model, not a curated record. NCBI's taxonomy places the organism in Eukaryota, Metazoa, Porifera, Demospongiae, Suberitida, Halichondriidae.
GCUCCAUUGUAAUAUAAAAUCAAGACCGUACGUACAUAGAUCUACUUGCAAACUAGCUGCUAGUUUAAGGUUAGACCUCUCGCAAGAUGCCCUCCACAAGUUGUGCAGCAGCUGCAGUAGGCCUAUGUAGAGUCCUGCUGGCCCUCCUCUGCGUUGGAGCUUUCGUACUCAUAGCAUGUCUUGGAGGAUUUCUCAACCGAGGAAGAGGUGGCUUUGUCACAUUUGGCCCGCAAAAUACCUCUGAUCCAGAUAUGGAGCGAUGGUACUGGUCUGCACAUAUCCUGAGUAGGCUGCUGUUUGCUGCUCCAACUGGCUUGCUUGUGUUGCUGUGUGGCCUUCACUUCCGUGCGUCAGUUUUAGUCACAAUAAUGACCUGGUUCAGUCUGUACGUUGGGUGGGGCUGCUACAUGGACAUUGGAAUGGUGGACAAUGUCGCCAGUCGUUCUGGUGUAUUUGACUGGAUUGUAGGCCGUCAAGGAGCCAAUUGGACUAUGGGCCAUCGAUUUGUUCGUGAAUAUGCGGGUAUGUCCCUGAGGGGAUUGAUAUGGACAGCACCUCAUGGCUAUGUCCUAGAGCGACUUGGCUUUGGUUGGGAAUACAGUCUUAGCGGCAGUUUGAUGGGACUAGUUUAUUAUGUCGGCUCGAACACAGAUACAAGCGGCUUGCCUAAUCAGGCAUUCUUCAAUCACGGCACGGCUGCUGCUGAAGUUUACUGGGGAUGGUGGAUGUGGUUUAUGCUAAGCAUGGUGAGCUUGUCACAGCUUGUACGAAGAGGACAAGUAUGGGUGUAUAAGAAAAAUCCUUACCUCGGAACAAGGCCGUAUUCUUCUUGGGAGAACAUUAAGUACCUAUCACUAAAUCGACCUAUUUUUCGGCUCAGUUAUGAAUUCUUCAUGUUUGUCUUCAACUUUAUUUUGUGCAGCUCCCUUAUAUUUUAUUCUUUGAUCGAGCAGACAGACAUACGAAAUAAAGCCCAGACGUUCUUUGGCUUAUUCACUGGAGUAUUAAUGUUGUGCUUCUCACAAGGCUGGGUUUGGAGUCUGUUGUUUCUAAAUAUUCAACUGAAGCGAUUAGCAAAGAAGGCCAGAAAUUCUCCUGAACAAGAACAUUUGCAAAAUGGUAACAGUCAGACUUACGAUAUAAGAAAGUCCCUCAGUCCUUCUUUAAGUACUGGGUAUCAAAGAAACCCCAGUCACGGAAACAACCUGGACAGAUAUGAUACUGCAGCUGCUGUCAUAAGUGGAGAGACCCAGCCACUUCUAUCAUGGCCCUACUCCCACCCGGAUCGAGUUUCCCCUACUGGUGAACGGAUUAACACACUCAAGCUGCCCGAAGGCAAUCCAAGUGUUUCUAGGCAUGCCCAUCAUGUGAUACAGUCACCUUCUAUCGCUACUGCAUUCUUGAUCCUAUGGCCCUCCGUUAACAAAUGGUUGUGGUUGGAUGUAUUUGUGUUGAUGCGUAGGCUGAUUGGACUAGCGUCGUUUCUGAGCACCCUUUUGACUAUCGUGUUGACAGCGAUUGCGAUAGUAUGGGAUAUCGAGUCACCUCGGUUCAUGCAUGUUCCUUCGUCUAUUUUUGUUGUAAACUUAACUUCCCCUGAGUUGUAAUAAUUAUACUAGGUGAAUAUUUAUUUGUCUUCUCGUUUUACGUUCUCGUAUUAUUAUUAUUUUUGACUACAUGCAUUGAUUUAAGACUUAAAUUAAUAUGGUCAGGCCAUGCA